GAAAUGGAAACGUCAUGGUGUCCCUGUCGAGUGGAAAAUGGCAGUCAACGAUUGAACACCAUACUGCAUGGGACCAUUGUAUAUGCAAAGUUGAAACCAGCAAUCUCGACCUAACUCGUGUCGUGCAUUUUUUUUUUCGCGUUUGCUCCAUUCAUUCUUCUUUUUCACCUCUUAUCUUAGUUUCUAUCUCUUUUUGACGCGCACUUGAAGAUUUGAAGUACUUCCACAAAGGGGGUAACCUUUUUCCUCCGUUGAAAACGAGGGGAAGAAGGUUUCUCAACUGCCCUUUUCACACCUCAACUUCCCGCCUUCUUCACUUGCUUCUCGAACUUCUUCCCUUUUGAAGCUAUUAAUACUAGUUCCUUAUUCAGUUUCUAGAUAUCUUAGGAAGAGGAGCACAGAAAACCACCCCUCUCUCUCUAAGCACAGCCUAAGAUGUCUUACUCAUGAUUUCCUGCUAUCUCAAAUUGCUGCUACAAGCAAGAAGAAGUGGAGUCUGAUUGAACUCUGAAGUGGGCAGAAUGCGUUUUGAAAUCAAGUGGACCUUGAGUGCUUACCGUAGUGUACAAUUUUGAAUUGCUUUGCCAAUAUUGCUGGGUGAAUUGAUACAGUGGGAGGCAAUCAAUAGUUGUAACUUGGAUAUUCUUAAGGAAAUGUAAACUUGAUAAGUUGGAGCUCCACCAAAGUAGUAAAGAUACAUUCCAAAGAUGAUGAAGAAACAAUUGACAGGCAUACGGGGUGAUUCUCCCCUACAAUCGGCAAUCCGAGUUGGAAAUUUAGAAUUGGUUCUGGAAAUCAUCUCUCAGAGUCCAGAGGACGAAUUAAAGGAGUUGCUUUCAAAACAAAACAACUCUUUUGAAACUGCCUUAUAUGUUGCUGCUGAAAAUGGUCAUCUUGAUAUACUGAAGGAAUUGAUUAGAUACCAUGAUAUUGGGUUGGCCAGCUUCAAAGCUAGAAAUGGAUUCGAUCCAUUCCAUAUUGCUGCUAAAAAUGGACACUUGGAGAUAGUGAAGGUCCUCAUGGAGGCCUUUCCUGAAAUUUCAAUGACUGUUGAUCUGUCGAACACUACUGGGUUGCAUACUGCUGCAGCACAAGGACACAUUGAGGUAGUAAAUUUUCUCUUGGAAAAAGGUAGUAGCCUGAUAACUAUUGCUAAAAGCAAUGGGAAAACUGUAUUGCAUUCUGCUGCAAGAAAUGGCUACGUGGAGGUCGUCAAGGCCCUUCUGAGCAAAGAACCUGAAAUUGCAAUGAGAAUUGAUAAGAAGGGGCAGACAGCACUCCAUAUGGCGGUUAAAGGACAGAAUCUUGAGUUGGUGGAUGAACUCGUGAAACUGAAUCCAUCUUUGGCAAAUAUGGUGGAUGCCAAGGGAAACACUGCACUGCAUAUAGCAACCCGGAAAGGUCGUCUACAGGUUGUUCAGAAGUUACUAGAUUGCAGAGAAAUAGACACAGAUGUUAUUAACAAAUCUGGAGAAACUGCUUUGGAUACUGCUGAGAAAAAUGGUCGCCUGGAAAUUGCCAACUUUCUGCAACAUCGUGGAGCUCAAAGUGCCAAGUCCAUCAAGUCACCGACUACAAACACGGCCCUUGAGCUCAAACGAACAGUGAGUGACAUAAAAAGUGGGGUUCAUAACCAACUGGAACACACAAUUAAAACACAAAGACGUAUGCAAGGUAUAGCGAAGCGAAUCAACAAAAUGCACACCGAGGGGCUUAACAAUGCGAUCAACUCCAACACUGUAGUUGCUGUCCUUAUUGCAACAGUUGCUUUUGCUGCCAUAUUUAAUGUCCCGGGCCAGUAUCCUGAGAAACAAAAUGAACUCUCUCCUGGAAUGUCUCCUGGGGAAGCAUAUAUUGCUCCGGAUAUCGGAUUCAAGAUAUUCAUAAUCUUUGAUUCUACUGCUCUCUUCAUAUCAUUGGCUGUUGUGAUUGUCCAAACAUCAGUGGUUGUUAUUGAGAGGAAAGCAAAGAGACAAAUGAUGGCAGUUAUAAAUAAGUUGAUGUGGGUAGCAUGUGUGCUGAUUUCUGUGGCAUUUAUUGCAAUGUCAUACAUAAUUGUUGGGGAUCAUAAAGAGUUGGCUAUAGCAGCCACAGUUCUAGGAACAGUGAUUAUGGCAGCUACGUUGGGAACACUCUGUUAUUGGGUGAUUACUCACCACCUUGAGGCCUCAAGAUUGCGAAGUCUUAGGACAACAAUGAGCAGUAGGCAGUCAAUGUCUAUGUCAAUGAUGUCAGGAUCGGAGAAUGAGUAUAAGACAGUGUAUGCAAUCUAACUUUGAUUUCUACCAUUUCAGAGUUCUCCCUCCUUUUUUGGCCAGUUACACUAACAUUGAUGUAGGGUUUGUUUCUUAGGAAAACAAACAUUAACUAACAUGCCUUUGCAGAACACAGGCUAAAGAUGUAAUCAUAGUUUCCUUGAUAAGUGAAUGUGUCAUUCUAAAUUGUAAGUAUUGGAUCAUACCUAUUUUGAGUAUUUUCAAGUUAGCUUCAUCAGAAAAUAAAUAAUAUACAUACUUACUGCCGUUCCCUCUA
Glycine soja is the source of this 2532-nucleotide messenger RNA. RefSeq names its product ankyrin repeat-containing protein At5g02620-like. The record is from RefSeq and is a predicted model, not a curated record. Gene Ontology annotation, molecular function: protein phosphatase 1 binding; protein phosphatase regulator activity. The coding region runs from base 708 to 2273 and encodes 521 amino acids. The transcript has 4 exons. Lineage: Eukaryota; Viridiplantae; Streptophyta; Magnoliopsida; Fabales; Fabaceae. Gene Ontology annotation, cellular component: plasma membrane.